Molecule: messenger RNA, 2529 nt
Organism: Moesziomyces antarcticus
Lineage: Eukaryota; Fungi; Basidiomycota; Ustilaginomycetes; Ustilaginales; Ustilaginaceae
Product: prolyl endopeptidase
Exons: 1
Coding region: 1-2529 (842 amino acids)
Biological process (GO): proteolysis
Cellular component (GO): cytosol
Molecular function (GO): oligopeptidase activity; serine-type endopeptidase activity
Source: RefSeq, a predicted model, not a curated record
AUGUUGCGCACUCUCCCAUCGCGAUCCCUCGUACGUCGCAUCUACACAUCUUCCUCACCCGCACUGACAUCUCUCCCUAGAAGCUUCCUUCCUUCCAUCCGUCCAAUACUGCGCUCCGGCUCAAACGCGCCUGCAAGAAUGUCGUCGAGCACGUCCAACGCCCCUGGCUGGUCCACUCAGCCCAACCCCUAUCCUACCGCACGCCGCGACGGAUCGACUUCCUUGACGUACAAGUCGGCAGCCAAGGGCUCCGUCACCGUCCCCGAGCCGUACGCAUGGCUCGAGCAGCCCCCUUCGCAGUCUGCAGAGACCAAGGACUGGGUCCUCGCCCAGGCCAAGCUCACCCAGAACUACCUCGACGGUUGCCAGCCCGAUCUGGACAUCCUCAAGUCGCGCAUCCAAAAGAACUUUGACUUUGCUCGCUUCUCCUGCCCUUCUCUCAAGGGCGACGGCCGCUACUACUAUUCAUACAACUCGGGCCUCUCGCCUCAGUCGCUCAUCUACACCGCCUCCAAGCAGCAGGUCGACGCCAAUGCAGGCAAGAACCAGCGAGACCCCAUCGGCGACAUCUUCUUCGACUCCAACCUGCUCAGCGCAGACGGCACCGUCGCACUCAGCUUCACCACUUUCUCCAAGUCGGGCAAGUACAUGGCGUACGGCAUCAGCAAGAGCGGCAGCGACUGGACCGAGAUCUUUGUGCGCGAGACCGCAAAGCCCUUCAAGCUCGAUGACAAGCACUACAAUUCCAACGGCACCAUCAAGCUCUCCAAGGACGAGCUUGCACAGUACGUCGACGCCACCGGAGGCAAAGACAGGCUCGCAGACCGCAUCGAAAACGUCAAGUUCUCCAGCGCCACCUUCACGCAUGACGACAAGGGCCUGCUCUACCAGACCUUCCCCUCUGCCUCAGUCUCGGACAAGGGCACCGAGACCGACGCCAACAAGGACGCACAGCUCUGGUACCACCGCAUCGGCACGCCCCAGAGCGACGACGUGCUCGUGGUCAGCAAGGACACCAAGGUGCCCGAGUCCAUGUGGAGCACCAACGUCACCCACGACGGCAACUUCCUCGUCCUCUACAACAGCAAGGACACCGACACCAAGGAGCGCAUCUUUGUGCUGCCCCUCCACGACAAGGGCGUCAAUGCUGCCGAUAAGCUCAAGUGGAUCCCGCUCGCCCUAUCGUUCAAGUACGUGCUCAACUACGUCACCAGCAAGGGCAACCGCUUCUACUUUAUGACCAACAAGGACGCGCCCAACUACCGCCUCGUUUCGGUUGAUCUCGACCCGGCCACGCAGGCGCACGAGACAAGCAACGUGUGGGAGCUCACGGGCAACGACGUCGAGCUGCGCGACGUGAUUGCCGAAGACAAGGACGCGCUGCUCUCGUCGGUGCAGGUGAUCGACUCGAACAAGCUGCUCGUCGUCUACUCGCGCGACGUCAAGGACGAGCUGUACCAGUACGAGCUCGAGACCGGCAAGCGCGUCGAGCGCCUCCUCCCGGAUCUUGUCGGCACCAUUGACCAGAUCGCCGCUCGCCACGAGGACGACCAUGCUUUCGUCAAGUUCGGCUCGUUUGUCAACCCAGGCCAGGUGGUGCGUCUCGACUGGCAGGCGGGUUCAGCCCCCGACGCACGCAAGGCGAAGCAGACCGCCUACUACGAUACGCAGGUCGAGGGCAUCAAGGCCGACGACUUUGUGUCCGAGCAGGUCUUUAUCACCUCCAAGGAUGGCACGCGAGUGCCCAUGUUUGUCACGCACCCGAAGACGGUCAAGAAAGACGGCAGUGCGCCUGCGAUCCUCUACUUCUACGGCGGCUUCAACAUCCCGAUCACGCCCGUGUUUUCGCCCUCGAUGAUGUCGUGGAUCGCGUCGUACAACGGCGUGCUCGCCUUUGUCAACUGCCGUGGCGGCGGCGAGUACGGCGACAAGUGGCACGAGGCCGGCACGCUGCUCAACAAGCAGAACGUCUUUGACGACGCGCUCUCCGCCGCAAAGUACCUGCACGAGAGCGGCUACGCGGCCAAGGGCAAGAUCAUCCUCUCCGGCGGCUCCAACGGAGGCCUGGGUGUCGCAGCGUGCAUCAACCAGCAGCAGCCCGAGCACGGUAUCGGUGCCGGAAUCGCCGAUGUGGGCGUGAUGGACAUGCUCAAGUUCCACACCUGGACCAUCGGCAAAGCCUGGUGUGCCGACUACGGCAAUCCGAGCGAGGACCCAGAGAUCUUUGACUAUGUCUACAAGUACUCGCCGCUGCACAAUGUGGAUGCCAACAAGGUGUACCCGACCACCGUGCUCGCGUGUGCCGACCACGACGACCGCGUUGUGCCCGCGCACUCGUUCAAGCUCAUGGCAGAGAUGCAGCACAAGCUCGCCGCCAACCCGAACCCGCUGCUGCUGCGCGUCGAGAUCGAUGCCGGUCACGGCGCGGGUAAGAGCACGCAGAAGAGGAUCCAGGAGGCCGCCGAGAAGUACGCCAUCGUAGGCAGGGCGCUCGGCCUCAAGAUCCGCGAGGACGGUAGUCGGCUUUAG